Trematomus bernacchii (emerald rockcod) is the source of this 1339-nucleotide messenger RNA. It is a transcript of the gene hs3st2, whose product is annotated as heparan sulfate (glucosamine) 3-O-sulfotransferase 2. Gene Ontology annotation, molecular function: [heparan sulfate]-glucosamine 3-sulfotransferase activity. The transcript is spliced from 2 exons. The record is from RefSeq and is a predicted model, not a curated record. Bases 28 to 1155 code for a protein of 375 amino acids. Lineage: Eukaryota; Metazoa; Chordata; Actinopteri; Perciformes; Nototheniidae.
UCAUGCAGCACUUGAACCCAUGGAGACAUGGCACAUAGGUUCCUCUCAUCUACGAACAGAUUCAGCGCCAGAUUCGCCUUCAUAUUCACUGUGUCUUUAUCCUGCACAUAUUUAUGCUACAGUAUUCUUUUUUGUCGCAGCACAGUUAUGACAAACCGGGGUUACGAGGGGAGAAGAUGCCCGCCGAGCAAGAACGCAGGAGGGAAGAAACUUCUUGGGAAAUUAGACAAUUGCGCUUCGUUGGAAGUCAGGUCCGCUCUGGAUGGGUCCGCUGCCCCGCGAGGAUACAGCGAUCUGCGCAACAUUAAAGCCACUGCCUCGUCUGGAAGUCACUCGGAUGACACGAAGUUAAGAAACAUGAGUGUUGCCCAAAAAUAUGGGAAUAAGAAGCUGCCUAAUGCGUUAAUAGUCGGUGUAAAGAAAGGAGGUACCAGGGCGGUGCUGGAGUUCAUCCGGAUACAUCCAGAUGUGCGCGCACUAGGAACUGAGCCGCACUUUUUCGACAGAAACUAUGACAGAGGGCUGGACUGGUACAGGGGAUUAAUGCCACGAACGCUAGACAGCCAGAUCACAUUAGAGAAGACACCCAGCUACUUUGUCACCAGAGAGGCUCCGAGACGCAUCUGCAGCAUGUCCCACGAGACAAAGCUGAUUGUUGUGGUGCGUAACCCAGUCACAAGAGCCAUCUCCGACUACACACAGACUCUUUCCAAGAAGCCCGACAUCCCUACGUUUGAGGAGCUGGCCUUUAAGAACAAAAGUGAGGGUCUCGUCGACUCUUCCUGGAACGCCAUUCGGAUUGGGAUGUACAUCCUGCACCUGGAGAACUGGCUGCAGUACUUUCGCCUGUCGCAGAUGCACUUUGUGAGCGGGGAGCGGCUGAUCACGGAUCCAGCGGGGGAAAUGGGCCGCGUUCAGGACUUCUUGGGGCUGAAACGAAUAAUCACGGACAAGCACUUUUACUUUAACCGAACCAAAGGCUUUCCCUGUCUGAAGAAGCCGGAGAGCAGCAGCCAGCCGCGCUGCCUGGGAAAAUCCAAGGGCAGAACUCAUGUACAGAUCGAACGGGAGGUCAUAGAGCAGCUGCAGGAGUUUUAUAGGCCAUUUAAUAUCAAAUUCUUUGAAACCGUGGGGCAAGACUUCAAGUGGGAUUGAGCGUUCCAUACAGAAACAAGGCUGUGGGAUUGAGGGUGCCAUACAGAAACAAGGCUGUGGGAUUGAGGGUGCCAUACAGAAACAAGGCUUUUUUUAAAUGGCCUCUGAAAAUAAAUAUAAAUGAGGGUAUCUUCAUACAAAUGUUUAAAUGAAAAGUUUAUUGAGAUAUGUAUUCAUUCACUAA